AGCGGGUGUAGAGGAGACCAUUCCUGGCUGAGACCUGAAGGGCACACAAGAGCUGAGCGGGAGCUGGUGGGAUGUGAGCUUCUCUGGCAGAAAUAAGUGUCAUGGGGCACAAAUAAAUAGGAAGAACCUACGGCUCACUGCUACUUGGAGGCUCCCGAAGGAGGCUGCCUGUCCCCCAAGCACAGAGCCACAGAGGAUGCAGUCUAGGAGUGAAGAAUCGCAAGCCCUGUAACAUGAGUGGGACUCGAACCUCAGCCAAGCAGCAAUACAGAAUUCCAGGACAAUGAGAACAACACCCUGCCCGUAGCUUCCUGUGUAGCCACCCAAACUGUCAAAAGGAAGCAGCAAAUGGCACUACCCUGGGGGCUGCACUACAUGGCCCUGGUGGCUCUCUGCUGGAGACAUGGGGUGACAGAGGCAGAAGACACUGUCCCUCUGAAGACUCUGCAGUGCUACAAUGACUACACCAACCACAUCAUCUUGUUCCCUGACAGGAAACAGCCAGUGCCCUGUGAGCUCAGUGAGAACCUCAUGUGGUCAGAGUGCCCAUCAUCCCAUCGCUGUGUGCCCAGAAGAUGUGUCAUCCCCUAUACACGUUUUUCCAUCACAAAUGAAGACUACUACUCCUUCCAGCCAGACCGUGAUCUGGGCACCCAGCUCAUGGUUCCCCUGGCCCAGCAUGGUGAGGAGCUGGGGUCCUGCCCAGGCAGUGGGUUCAGGAAUGGCCAGGUCCAGAUGCAGCCUCCAACCCUCAACCUGACCAAGAACAGAGACAGCUACAGCCUGCAUUGGAAAACUCAGAAAAUGUCCUCCUCAUCAAUUAAGCACACAUUCCAGGUCCAAUACAAGAAGAAAUCAGACAGCUGGGAGGUGAGGUCCAGGACCCAGGGGAUGUUAUGGACAGGGAGGAGAGGAAAGAGAGGAUAUUUUAGGGAGCCCUACUUGUCAGGAAUUCAGGCUCAGAGAGUGAUGCCCACACUGUGGAUAGUCCUCAUUCCGGUCUUUCUCAUCCUCACCUUGCUCCUGGGCCUCCGUUUUGGUGGUGUCUAUGGAUACGGGUUGUACAAGAAGUGGAAGGAAAAAAUCCCCAACCCCAGCAAGAGCUUCCUGUUCCAGGAUGGAGGUAAAGGACUCUGGUCUGCUGGUGGCAUGGCAGCCUCCGCCUCUAAGAACCCCUCUCCCCCGGAACCACAGAGCAGCCUUUUCACUGAGCAACAAGGGGUGUCGUAUAUGCACUUGGAGGACAGCGAAGUGUCACCUCUCACCAUUGAGGACCCUAAUAUGGCUCAAGAUCCACAAUCGGGGCCUGAAACAACCCCAGUCAUCUCAUCUAAACUUACAGAGCAGCCUUCUGACAUUCAAGUAGACCCACCAACUCCUUCCAGCAGACCUAAGAAGAAAGUACCCAGCUUUGACUUCAACGGCCCCUACCUAGGGCCUCCCCAAACCCAUUCCCUGCCUGAUCUCCCAGGCCAGCUGGCUUCCCCCCAGGUGGGUGGGAGCCUGAAGCCAGCACUGCCAAGUUCCUUGGAGUACAUGUGUCUGCCCCCUGGAGGACAAGUGCAACUGGUCCCAUUGUCCCAGGUGAUGGGGCAGGGCCAGAAUGUGGAUGUGCAAUGUGGGUCUAGCCUGGAGACCACAGGGAGCCCUUCCACGGAACCACAGGAGAGCCCUCCAUUUGAGCUGAGGGUAGAGGAACAGGAGCCAAGGGACAACCCAAUGACUCAGCCCAUAAGCUCUGGGGGCCCUGAGGACAUUAUGAUGGCCUCUAAUUAUGUUACUCCUGCAGAUCUGGUGCUCACUCUGCCCACAGGGCCCCUGCCUACCUCUCUGGGCCCCUCUCUAGGGUUCCCCUCAGCCCAAAGCCCCAGUCUCUGUCUUAAACUGCCCAAGGUCCCCUCUGGAAGCCCAGCUCUUGGGCCACCAGAGUUUGAGGACUAUGUCGAGCUGCCUCCAAGCAUGAGCCAGCCUGCCAAGUCCCCUCCAAGCCAUCCUGCUCUUCCUAUGACGAGCAGCCCCUCAGUGAGCCCAGGAGAGCCCAGGGAGGAAGCAGGCCCAGCAUCCCCACACCCCGAAGGCCUCCUUGUUCUUCAACAGGUUGGGGACUACUGCUUCCUCCCUGGCCUGGGACCUGGCCCUCUCUCACCACACAGUAAGCCACCUUCUCCAGGCCCUGAGAUUGAGGACCUAGACCAGGAUUUGUCUGUCAAAAAGCUUCCCUACCAAUCCUUGCUCCAGGUGCCAGCCGUUCAGUUUUUCAAGUCCCUAAAGCACCAGGACUACCUGUCACUGCCCCCCUGGGACAGUAACCAAUCUGGGUAGAUGUGCUGAGUCGGCCCCCUCCUGAUCUCACCGGCAGCUGGAACCUCAGCAGGUGGACCUCAGCCUGAGCAUCACCACAGAACCCUCACUGAGAUGUGUGCUCUUCCUUGCUCUCAGCCCAGACACAGCAAUACCCACCUGUGCUCUCCUCAUCCCUCCCCCUCCAUCUGUGUCCCCCUCCCCCAUCUCUCUCUCUCCAGUUUCCUGCCUUCUCUGGGAUCUUCCUUCCUUUCCCUCUGACUUGUUGGAGUGGGGACGAGGUCUCUCAGAAUGAGCCCUGCAUGGUCUGUUUAGGGUUUAAGAACUGCUGAGGUCAGCUUGCCCACCUCAGGCACCAAUAACAGGACAAUUCUGGCUCUGUGUAAAAGGUGGGAGGCUCAGGUGAGCCCUUGAGUGUCAGGCUGUAAAAUUGGGCAGGUUCAUAUCGUUGCAAGAAUAGACAUGGUGCUAUAUGGUUGUCUAAAGCUCCCGGGAAGCUCUGGUGAACCCUGUAGCAGGAACUGGGAGCCCUCAUGUACAGAAGUCACUGAUGUGGACAAAUCUGGACACUGCUUCGGCCAGGCUGAAGGGAUGAGAAGCAAUGGGGGAAGGUUGGGUGUCUAGAAGUCAUGGUCUCAACUGUAGCCAAGCCAACUUGUGGACCCAGGACGGAACACCCAGAGACUUAGUCUGGACAGUUGAGCCUUUCUCCCUCCAGAACGCCUGGAUACCUGUGCUCCCACUGGCCUCAGAUGAGGGUCUACUGGUCGACUGUUGUCCUUGGCAAUCACCACCUUCUUGACAAUCCAGGCACAAUGGCAUUAUGUCACUCUGUUCUCACUCAUGUUGUUUGCUCAAGGUCAAGUUUGCACAUGGCUUUGGUAUGUGUCUUCAGUAUUGGCUUUUUUGGUGGUGGUGGGGAUAGGGGGUUCAGAGCCAAGCCCAUGAACAAUUUUCAUGCCCUAGACUCUUCUUUUUUGGAUGAGACUGAAUAGCUCCUUCCACAUGGUCCAUUGUAGGGCACACCAGUCUUCCCUGAAUGUGCUAACUUUGUGCAGGUGGCACAAUGGCUCCCUCAGCAAUUUCAUGUCUGCACUGCUGUGAGAUGGGUCACCGAGCCACACCCCUCUUGGAGCCAUAUUUACAGCAGCCUUUACUGCUAAUGUACAUGGGCUUUCGUUUAUAUUCUUUCUGGAUCCUUCUGUAUCUAAAGUCUUGGACUGGAGGCUUUAACUUUUCUAGAACACAUGCUGCAGAGAUCUGGCUUUAUAUGUUCCAUCGACCUGGAGCCAAGGGACACUGUAUCAUUUCUUCAUCUAUUUGCACUCUGUCAGGCACUCCAUGAUCCAUCAAGUCAUUAGCUGGAGCUGGUGUGUCCUAUCUCCUGGCCUCACUCACUGGAUGGCAGCCACAGCUCCUGACAUUUGACUUUAACCUAAAGCAGGGAGAUCAAGUGUUUCUUGCUCUCUGCUCAUUGCAGCAAAGAAAACCACUAAUAUCUUGAAAGUGUUUCAGUGACAAUGUUCAACGACCGCCUGACAAUACUUUCUAGAGAAAGUACACUCUAGAGAAACAAACAGGAGCGCCCUCCGUAUUAAGAUAUGAACUAUAAAAAUGCCUUUGCAUUAAGAGGGAACAUUGUAAUAAAAUAUUUACAUCCAAUAAAACAUAGGAAAAACAA
Molecule: messenger RNA, 3982 nt
Organism: Mastomys coucha (southern multimammate mouse)
Lineage: Eukaryota; Metazoa; Chordata; Mammalia; Rodentia; Muridae
Gene: Csf2rb
Product: colony stimulating factor 2 receptor beta common subunit
Exons: 12
Coding region: 349-2322 (657 amino acids)
Biological process (GO): immunoglobulin mediated immune response; cytokine-mediated signaling pathway
Cellular component (GO): external side of plasma membrane
Molecular function (GO): cytokine receptor activity; protein binding
Source: RefSeq, a predicted model, not a curated record